Messenger RNA from Brugia malayi, 657 nucleotides. RefSeq lists its product as uncharacterized. NCBI's taxonomy places the organism in Eukaryota, Metazoa, Nematoda, Chromadorea, Rhabditida, Onchocercidae. The coding region runs from base 1 to 657 and encodes 218 amino acids. The transcript is spliced from 4 exons. The record is from RefSeq and is a predicted model, not a curated record.
AUGGAUGACAGUGAAGCGGACAUACAGUCUAAUGAAUUGCAAUUUGUUUGGGAAGCAAUGACACCUGAACUUCAGGUCAACGUUCCAAACUCUGAAGAGUAUCAGUCGACUAACACGGCAUUUCCGGUUUUUCAACAACAGUCUAUCCAGAAUGAAUAUCAAGAACAGAAUCAGAGUCAUUCGACGGAAGUAGCAGAUAACGACACCUUGCUAUCAUCACCAAGCAAUGGGAUUUAUCUAUCUCCAGACAAUGAUUCUCGACGUGAUAGUGUUCGGAGCAUGAGCGUUAUCGGUGAUAAUGGAAUACGUAUAAAGCAAAAUAUCAGACGUAAUGGUACACUUCCAAAUUUAUCAAAAGGUACUUCAUCGCUUACACAUCAUCAGCCUUUUUUGCAUAAUUAUCUACAGGUACCACAGUCUCGUACAUCACAGACAGCUCGAUCCAAUUCUUCAGUUGCCAGUAUGCAGUCGGAUUUAGAAUCUUGUUUGGGCGAUGCACAAUUUUCAAACGAUCUUAUUGAAGGAAAAGCCAUCGGUUUGCACUCAUUUUUUUCUUCCGUUUUUCCUCAGUUACCAGUGCAUUGCUUUUUCCACUGCAGUUUUCAUCUCACACCUGUCAUGCUUCAUCUCAGAGAAUGUACAGAUGAGAUCUUUUAA